Messenger RNA from Mus pahari (shrew mouse), 2317 nucleotides. RefSeq names its product zinc finger matrin-type 2 (gene Zmat2). Gene Ontology annotation, cellular component: spliceosomal complex; U4/U6 x U5 tri-snRNP complex. The transcript has 6 exons. Bases 45 to 644 code for a protein of 199 amino acids. Lineage: Eukaryota; Metazoa; Chordata; Mammalia; Rodentia; Muridae. Gene Ontology annotation, molecular function: zinc ion binding; nucleic acid binding. Gene Ontology annotation, biological process: mRNA splicing, via spliceosome. The record is from RefSeq and is a predicted model, not a curated record.
CGUUUUACGGCACUUUACGGCUUCCCAUUCACUUCGCUGUGAAGAUGGCGUCUGGCAGCGGGACAAAAAACUUGGACUUUCGCCGAAAGUGGGACAAAGAUGAAUACGAGAAGCUCGCGGAGAAGAGGCUCACAGAAGAGAGAGAGAAGAAGGAUGGAAAACCAGUGCAGCCAGUCAAGCGGGAGCUUCUGCGGCACAGGGAUUACAAGGUGGACUUGGAGUCCAAGCUGGGGAAGACGAUUGUUAUCACCAAGACGACCCCACAGUCUGAAAUGGGAGGCUACUACUGCAAUGUCUGUGACUGUGUGGUGAAGGACUCCAUUAACUUCCUGGAUCACAUUAAUGGAAAGAAACAUCAACGAAACCUGGGUAUGUCUAUGCGCGUGGAACGCUCCACUCUGGAUCAGGUAAAGAAGCGUUUUGAGGUUAACAAGAAGAAGAUGGAAGAGAAGCAGAAAGAUUAUGAUUUUGAGGAAAGGAUGAAGGAGCUCAGAGAGGAGGAGGAAAAGGCUAAAGCAUACAAAAAAGAGAAACAGAAGGAGAAGAAAAGGAGGGCCGAGGAGGAUUUGACUUUUGAGGAGGAUGAUGAAAUGGCAGCUGUGAUGGGUUUCUCUGGCUUUGGUUCCACCAAGAAGAGUUACUGAAGCGUUCUCUUUGGCCUAACUUUGGCCUAUACUGGACCUAAUGAGUGUGUGUUGAGGUGGGGUGGGAGCGUCAUUUCUUUUUUGGGUACUGAAGAAGGUUCUUAAGAGUGUUAAUGGGCAGGGCUAGGGAGUGGGUGUUUGUGGUUUCCCUCUGUGUUGGGAGAGGGCACAGGAUGUAGAGGAGGUACUGUGGCGUAGUCCUUCAGCCUCAGUACAUUACUGGAGUCACAGAACCUCUGCCCAUCUGUGUUCCCAAUAAAGAAAGACCUCCCUCUUUGAGACUGCUUUCCCCAAAUUCCCCUGCAUCUUUCCCUCUUCAUCUAUCAAACCUUUUGUCUGAACAUCCUCCUUUUUCCUGUGUCCUGCUAUUGUUUAAUUUUUACUCUUGUUCAGCUUGCAACAGAAGGGUUUUGAGUCUCCAGUAUUCGGGUACUGGCAUACCCUUGGCUCAGCUCUUUCUCCCAUCCCACCCCGCGGUUCUCUACCCACUUGUGCAUGCAUGUGAUUUCUGCCUGGGUCAACGUGUGUGUGGGUAUGUGUGCAUGAUAUGUCACAAAGAGGGGACCUGAGCUAGAAUCUCAGAGAUUGAUGCCCUGAGACCUAGUGUUGUUGGUUUCCUCAGUGCAUGUAACCGGAUAUUAAAUGGGAUGAGUGUCUGGUGAGUUUUUAACCUCGUUUCUUCUGUUUCACUUCACUGAGGAUCUCUGGUUUUGUCUUCCUCGGGAAGAGGUUCCUGGAAGAACCUGUUUUAUGCAAAAAAGAAAGCAACAAAACAGCCCUAAACCAAACAAAGGCAGGCACUCUGGGAGACCCCGGUCCUCAGACACAGUUCAACAUGUACAGUAAAUGACAGUGACAAGGCCUGUUUCACAUUUGUUGGUAACAUGUCCAUAUCAUUCCCUGCCCCACACGUUCCUCCACCAAGAAUUUCUAUAGACCCUUUCUCAUCCCACCCCCUUACAUAUAGGUUUCCUUAGUGUGAGUUUUCCCCUCGGCUAAUAGGAUCUGUGCCCUUGAGAGCCCGAACAAAACAUUUUAGUCCCCUGUAAUUUUANCNCCCUCUGAUCUUCCUAGAAGAGCUCAGGGCUAAACUUACCUGUCUGCAGUUGGACGGGCACUGGGUUAUUCAGUCUUGGCACUGUUGAUGAUGAGCUAGGUAAGUUUUGGAAUUGGGGUUUUUGUUUUAUAUUUUUGAGACAGGGACCCACNUGANUGGUCUUGAACUCAGAUAUCUGCCUGCCUCAGCCUCUCCAGUGCUGAGAUUAAAUGAGUGUGCCUCCAUUCCUGACCAGGUUUUUUUUUUUUUUUUUUUUUAAAGUGGCUCUAUAGUAUAUUGAGCAGUGUCCCUGGCCUUCACCCAGUAGAUGUUAGUAGCAUUCCCAUCCAGUUUGUGACAACUACAAAUAUCUUUGUCCCCUGGGAGUAGGUAAAUGGCUCUCNCAUUGAAAAUGACUAAACCUCUUAUCCACUGUAGUGUAACUUGUGAACUACAUGAUAGACUAGUUAAAAACAAAUCCCUCCCAAAUAUUGAGAGCUAGAUCACAUACUGUGCCUUGUCUAAGGAAUUCAAGGGCGAGAUGGGGAUGAGGGCACAGGUGACAGUUAUACAAGUCUUGUAAACAGAUGAAGCUCCCUUUGCUGGCUCUAUACUCUCAAUAAAGGGGUCCACUUGA